GUGAGAAGGACUUCUGAUUUUAUUAUUUGCAAUCGUGAGAAAUCUUAAUGUUUGAAAAUGGUGGAUAUAUCAGUUGUAUGUCGAACAUGUAUGAAAAAUCAUGGUGAUCUUGUGAAUUUAUUUGUUCCUAUGAAGAUGGAACAUAACUGUGAUAUGUUAUAUGUGGAUGCACUUGAGACAGCUUCAACUUGUCAGGUCACAAAAGAAGAUGGUCUACCACAAAACAUUUGUAUGGAUUGUGCAAAUAUUUUAAAAAUUUUAAUAACAUUCAGAGAAAAUGCUUUGAAAUCUCAAGAUAAUUUGAAAAAGUUAAUAUACUUAGAUAAUACGUUAAAAGAAGAAUUAAAGGACGAAGAUGAUAAUACAUACAAUGAGAUGAAAAUCUGUGAUAACUCAAUAUUUCCUAAGAUUGAAAAAACCGAAGAUGAUUUUUACAUAUGUCCCACAUGUCAAAAACAAUAUACACAACAUAAGAGAUAUUUAAACCAUUUAUUAACACACGAAAUAGAACAAACCAAAGUUAAAUUAGAAACAGAUUAUGACAGCAUAGAUAUAUUCGGUGAAUCAGAUUAUUCAGACCAACUAUACAAAUGUGAGGAAUGUGAUAAAACAUUUAAUAAAGAACGAGCAUUAAUAUCACAUAGAAGGAAACAUAAGAAUUAUGUAACAAAAGAUAAAAACUUUGAAUGUGAUUAUUGUCAUAAAAUGUUCUCGAUGAAAUCACUUUUGAAACGCCAUCUCAAGUUACAUUCCACAAACAGACCGUUCCAGUGCAAUCAAUGUUCCAAAUCUUAUACAAGACAAGAUCAACUUAUAGAACAUAUAAAGAAACAUGACAAAGUCAAAGCCCAUGUUUGUUCAUAUUGCAAUAAAGGUUUCUCUCAAUUAUGUAGUUUGAAGGAACAUUUAAGGGUACAUACAAAAGAAGCUCCAUAUUUAUGUUCUGAAUGUGGUAAAAGCUUUACAAACAAUUCUAAUCUACGUCAACAUAUGAUACGACAUUCCGGUGUCAAGCCGUUCUCAUGUACAUUCUGUCCUAAAACAUUUAGUACUAAAGGUCAGAUGGUAAGCCACAUAGCGACGCAUACAGACGCGCAUCCUCAUAAAUGCGACGAGUGCGGCGCCGCAUUCACCAAACCCAAUUCACUAAAGAAGCAUAAGUUCAUACAUCGCGAUCUUAAGGCCUUCGCCUGCGACACUUGUGAUAAGAGGUUCAACUGCAAAGACCACCUGAAGCGUCAUCAGCGCGUGCACACCGGGGAGAAGCCGUACCGCUGCAGGUACUGCGAGCGCGCUUUCUCACAGAGCAAUGACGUCAUCAAACAUAUGCGCAUGCAUGUCGGACAGGAUAUAUACCAGUGUUCAGUAUGUCAUAUGAAGUUUCGACUAAUGAGGGAUUUGAAGAAACAUUACCCAAUACAUUAUAUUAAUGAUUCUAACACUCCCACAGUGCCGGUGGGGAACGGCAUGAUGGCACCAAUAAUGGUACUAAAGACUGACACCGAUGUCCAAAAUGUCACACAAACUGACAUCAUGAUUACAGUAAAUGACACAUUAUCAAAUGGUAUUAUUAUAAAUAUACCACCGCAAGAAACAUAGUAUGCUUUAUUUCAAAUAAAAACUAUGAAAAUUACAUUAAAAAAAAAACAGAAAUUUAGAAAAAAAAAU
Molecule: messenger RNA, 1668 nt
Organism: Papilio xuthus (Asian swallowtail)
Lineage: Eukaryota; Metazoa; Arthropoda; Insecta; Lepidoptera; Papilionidae
Product: zinc finger protein OZF
Exons: 7
Coding region: 58-1599 (513 amino acids)
Cellular component (GO): nucleus
Molecular function (GO): zinc ion binding
Source: RefSeq, a predicted model, not a curated record